UUCCGGGCCCGGCGCAGGUGCAGGCGCAGGCGCCAACUGUCAUGUUGCGCGUUCUGAACCGCCUGGCCGCGGGGACCGGGGCCCGGCCCCCAACCCUGCUACUCCUGCCGGUGCGCGGCCGCAAGACCCGCCACGACCCGCCUGCCAAGUCCAAGGUCGGACGCGUGAAAGUGCCUCCCGCAGUGGACCCUGCGGAAUUCUUCGUGUUGACCGAGCGCUACCGACAGUACCGGGAGACCGUGCGUGCUCUCAGGCUAGAGUUCGCGUUGGAGGUGCGAAGGAAAAUGCACGAGGCCCGAUCCGGAGUUCUGGCUGAACGCAAGGCGCAGGAGGCCAUCACCGAGCACCGGGAGCUGAUGGCCUGGAACCGGGAGGAGAACCAGCGGCUGCAGGAGCUCCGGAUAGCUAGGUUGCAACUGGAAGCACAGGCCCAGGAGCUGCGGCAGGCUGAGGCCCAGGCCCAGAGAGCCCAGGAGGAGCAGGCUUGGGUGCAACUGAAAGAGCAAGAAGUGCUCAAAUUGCAGGAGGAGGCAAAAAACUUCAUCACUCCGGAGAACCUGGAGGCACGGAUAGAAGAAGCAUUGGACUCUCUGAAGAGUUAUAACUGGGCCAUCAACAAAGAAGGACAGGUGGUCAGGAAGUGAGCACAGACGCUUCUAGGGACCCAAAUAAGGACAGUGCUUGCCUGGGGACUGUGUGUUGGGGUAGGAAUUGGUGCAUCCCAGGAGGACGGCUCAGUCUUUUCUGGAGCACACCCCCCCCCCCCAUUCAUUCUAGCCUCAGCACUCACCACCUGACUGGAAACUCUCAGACAUAGUACCCUGUUCUCACACCCCAUACAGAGGUUUCAGGACAGCAUUAAAUUCUGGAAAGUUCCUUUCGCACAGAGAUUUGGACCAGACGGUGUCCCCUCUAGAAGCCAAGCUGUCUUCUAAGUCUCUGGAGUAGUGUGAGCCAAAUGUUUCCUGCUUUUAUAAAGGUGCCCAAUCCUGCCCAGUCACUGGCUAUAGCUGUAGAGCUAAUGAGAGAGGAAAUAGUUACAGACUAGCCAAUACCUGAGCUAUGAGUUAGUUAUCUGCUUUGCUCAACCCUGAGCUUUGCUGGCUAGGGUCUGGUGUGUCCAAGAUCCAGAAAGCAAAAAGGGUACCCUGUUUCUCCUGGUGGCUCUCCAGCAGUGAUUUCUGUAGCCAGACCCUGUCCUGCUGUAGCGUUAUGGGACUACCCAGCAGGUGGUAGACUCCCAAGCUAAAGCUGCCUCUUCCAGGCAGUUGCUGCUCUUGGGUGUUUGUAACCGGUGGCCAAAGGGCAGCAUAGUGUCAUUCUUCAGGACUCUCACCUUGGUCUGGUUUGUUUGUUUGCAGCCGAGUGAAGGCAAGCUGCUGUAGCUGAUUGAAAGGCUACAGAGGGUACACUUGCCUACUCAGUGAGUGUUGGGUAUUUUAAUCUGUUUCAUCUAGGUGUGAUUGCCUAAGAUCAUUGCUCAGUUUCUCCAGGGUAUGGAUAUCCAGUGUGCCCUGCAAUCUCAAGUUCCUGUAUGAAUUUGCAAAAAACAGUUAUAACCAACUCUGUGAGAAAGCCUAGUAAAUGCCAAAGAGUCUGGCAAGAAUCAAAUUUGGAAUUGUUUUUCUCUUGCCAAAUAGGAAGUCAAAGCAGAAUUCCAACCCCAAGCCUGGCCCGUCUCCUGAUGAUGCUGGCCAUUUCCUCUCUGUGUGCUUUAACAAGUAUGUUGAACACAUGAUCCCAGUUCAGUCCUUGGCACUCAGCCAGUCUGCUCACAGUCCCAGGGGAUACAGUGUCUCUGGCCUCCAUGGCACAUGCACUUACCCACAUAAACAUAACUAAAAGAAAUAAAAAUACAGAUUUUAAACCUUG
Mastomys coucha (southern multimammate mouse) is the source of this 1872-nucleotide messenger RNA. It is a transcript of the gene Mrps26, whose product is annotated as mitochondrial ribosomal protein S26. Bases 42 to 644 code for a protein of 200 amino acids. Gene Ontology annotation, cellular component: mitochondrial small ribosomal subunit. The transcript has 4 exons. The record is from RefSeq and is a predicted model, not a curated record. Lineage: Eukaryota; Metazoa; Chordata; Mammalia; Rodentia; Muridae.